UCCCUUUAUCUAAUAUUAGGUUUUGGUUGGAGAUCUGAUAAUGUUCAAUAUAAAAAAUAUACAACAGUAGAGAAACUUAUGUAGUGGGCAAAUACUUUUUCACAGGACUGUACACACACAGACACACACAGACACACACACACACACACAGUCUUGUCACGGCUGUGAAGUAUUGUGUGAGACCAGGUAAUUGACUACCUCAACAGAAGUAGUGUGGUGGUUACCUCAGAAACCAGACUUCAUUAAAACACCAGCCCUCUACUCUCCCAUUCUCCCCUGUGCAUUAACUCUAACCAGCAGAAGGUGAGGCCUCACUGAUGAGAUUCCUAGCCUUUCCUCUGAGUGCAGUGUAAGUGUUAAUGUGGUAUUCCCCUCUUAACUACCACGCGUCUACACAUUAUCGCCAGGCAUCUAAUAAUAGACUGUAGGAGAUGUGGAAGAGAUGCAGCACUAGUCUGGCCAGCAUGAGAUGUAAAGCUGAUCACUGGUCAACUCCACCUGGCUGUGGUCUGACCUGGGCCACAUUCAGUACGCAAACGUUGUAAAACAUGGCAGAUAGAGAUGUCAUGAAUACAGCUGACAUUAUUCCAUAUUCUUUAUAAUUACUUAUUUACYUUUUAGUAAUUUACCAGAUGCUUUUAUCCAGAGUGACUUACAGUUAGUGCAUUCAUCUUAAGAUGGCUAGGUGAGACAACCACAUGUCACAGUAAGUACAUUUCCCCUCAAUAAAAUAAUUAUAACUGGGAAAUUUGCUAUUUCGCAACCUUGUUCCCUUUCUGCAUGCGCCCCUGACCUGUUUUACCCCCCUCAAUCCAGUCAAUUACUAUGGGAGAAGUGCCUGGUAAUCUGACCAGACUUUCAUGCCAGUCAUGCCAGAGGACAGAUGAAAGGUGGAAGUUAUGUUACCAAUCAAAGGGGAAAUUCAUAAAAAUUUGAUUUUUAUACGGUUUUGUUUCGUUUUAAGAGGUAAUUUGUUUUAACUUGUUUUACACGUUGUGUGAUUGUUUAAGRUGAAGGUUGUGGAACGUUAUGUUAAAAGUGUUAUAGAAAGUACAUGUCUUCUUCAUUCUGUUGUGUGUUCACCAGUGGGAAUGUGCAUGGUUCAUCAUCUUGUGCAGCACCUUCUCCCUGCUCCUCUUCUGGGCUUACUUCUGGUUGGAGGCCCACAAUGACUACAACCAAUUCAACUGGUGAGUGUUACUAUACAACCGUUCUGGGGAAUGGAAGGACGGCACUGUCCCCAUUCUCGCAACCACCGCAGUCGGCUUUAGUUACAUAACAUUUUUAAUGAUUUUAGCACUCUGUCAUAUUUCACUGGGACAGCAGCUGAACCUCUACUGGAUCCACAAGAUUAGUGUGUUGGCUGCCUUGAUCACCACUGUCAGUGGGGUGGUCUCCAUCAGUGACGUGUGGGGGGACGAAUGGGACAUCAUUCUUAUAUCGCUACAGUCCACAGGUCCUUUCCUGCACAUAGGAGCUCUGGCUGCUGUCACAGCGCUGGGUUGGCUGGUCGCUGGACAUGUGAUCCGUGCAGGGAGAACCAAGUUCCACUUGAUUGUGCUGCUUGUCUACCUAAGUGUCCUGCUGGUCCUCUACAUGGCUCCCCUUGCCAUCACCUCACCCUGCAUCAUGGACAGGAACAGCCUCAAACCUCGACCUGAUGUCAUUGGAAGACGGGGGGCUCCAAUGCUGGCUCCAGAGAACACCCUGAUGUCCUUCAACAAGGCCCUGCAACAGGGGGUCAGCUCCCUGGAGGCCGACGUCUCCGUCAGUCUGGACGGGGUGCCCUUCCUGAUGCGAGACCGCACCCUGAGAAGGACCACUAACAUCGCCAAGGUCUUUCCAGACAAACAGCACGAGGACGCCUCUCUCUUCAAUUGGACAGAGAUUCGCUCUCUAAAUGCGGGGCAGUGGUUUUUGGAGAGCGACCCCUACUGGACGGUUGGGUCUCUGACAGGGAGGGACCGGAACCGAAUGGGGAAUCUGACAGUGUGUAGCCUGGUAGAGAUGCUCCGCCUGACAGCCAGGGCCAACCGCUCAGCCCUGUUAAACCUCCAUAGACCUCCCCCAGAACACCCACACUACAAGACCUGGAUCAUGGACACCCUGUGGGCCGUCCAGAGGUCUGGGAUAUCACAGAAGAGGGUGACAUGGACCCCGGACACAGACAGGGGCCGUGUCAGGGGGCUGCAGCAGACCUCCUUAGAGAAACUGUCAGUGGAGGAGCUCAGACACAGGGGCAUCAGCAGCCUCACCCUGCGCUACUCACAGGCCAGUAACAAGGACAUUCAGGACUUCCUGGUGAACAACAUGAGUGUGAUGGUGUACCCGGUGAAUGAGCCGUGGCUUUACUCAGUGCUGUGGUGCAGCGGAGUGCCUUCUGUCUCCUCCGACGCCCCCCAGGUCCUCCGCAAGGUGCCCUACCCCAUCUGGCUCAUGAGCCCAUAUGAAUACUGCUUAGUCUGGAUCACCUCAGAUCUUGUCUCCAUCGCCAUAGUUACAGGAAUAUUCAUCUUUCAAAAAUGGAGGAUGAGUGGCAUGCAGAACUACAACCCAGAGCAGAUCAUGCUGAGUGCUGUGACACGCCGGCCCAGCCGAGACGUCAACAUCAUGAAGGAGAAACUCAUAUUCUCAGAGGUAAGCAAUGGAGUAACCAAUACAGAUGAACAUUUAUAUCCAGAGAAUGGCUAUGACAUUGGGCAGUACAAGUGAGCUGUGUCUGUAUACCUGGAGAAUGGCCAGGACAAUGGGCAGUUCAGAUGAAUUGUCUCUAUAUCCUGAGAAUGGCAAUGCAAUGCGCAGUACAGAUGCGUUGUCUCUGUACCUGUUUGAGCUGGUUGUGCCAACUACACUUAUGACGACAUCACACGGAGACUGCAACAGACAGAAUCACAAUGGCUGCUACUUUAAACUUAGAUGUUUCCCGCCAACAUGUUAGAACUUUGAACUUCUAAAAGUUGUGAAUGUUCAAUGUUUUGAAGACUGUUGAUCUACUUGCUGGAGUGACCUUUUUAAAAGUUGUAUUUCAAGCUCUGAAGGAUCAUGGGAUGUUUUUUCUUCUCAACUUUUUCUAAAUAUGACUUUUUGUUUUUCAGUUAUUUUCUUUUCCCUCUGAGAGGAUUGUCAUGGUUUGGUGUUCUAAAUACACUGCUCAAAAAAAUAAAGGGAACACUAAAAUAACACAUCCUAGAUCUGAAUGAAUGAAAUAUUCU
Molecule: messenger RNA, 3212 nt
Organism: Salvelinus sp. IW2-2015
Lineage: Eukaryota; Metazoa; Chordata; Actinopteri; Salmoniformes; Salmonidae
Product: glycerophosphodiester phosphodiesterase domain-containing protein 5
Biological process (GO): lipid metabolic process; positive regulation of neuron differentiation
Cellular component (GO): plasma membrane
Molecular function (GO): glycerophosphodiester phosphodiesterase activity
Source: RefSeq, a predicted model, not a curated record